Molecule: messenger RNA, 2214 nt
Organism: Oldenlandia corymbosa var. corymbosa
Lineage: Eukaryota; Viridiplantae; Streptophyta; Magnoliopsida; Gentianales; Rubiaceae
Source: the annotation of a GenBank genome assembly
AUGGCUUCAACAGCAUACGAUUUUCAAGACUCUAGCUUGGCAAACUUUGAUGUGAUCAUGUGGUAUAAUACUACUAAACGCCCACUUCCAUGGAUAAGUUCAAGUUUGAUUGACCUAGGAUCCCUGCCAAGUGCUAUGAACAUGAUAUGUAGAGCAUUGAUUGACGUAUUGACGGUUAGCUCGAGCAAUUUUGAAAGUGGUGGGCUGGUGCCAUAUAUGGUUUCAGUGAAGGAGAGAAGGAUGUGGGCGGCGCAUGUGGUGGGGGAGGGGAGGAUGGAGGGGGAAGGGCAUUUUAUUUGGAUGGUGAUGAGGGCGGCCGUUUGGAAUGCUUUCCUCGAAUAUUUACUCCGGCGUCCUGUGAGAAUGACACUAGAAUUUACCGGAGAGAUGCCAAGCCCACAGACACUAGUACGUGGCUCUGAUGAUGCGUCCAAACUUGGUGCUUUGUGUUUCCCUUUGGUGUUGCUACAGUUGUUUCCCGUUAUAUUGACAUCGUUGGUUUAUGAGAAGCAGCAGAAAUUGACAAUCAUGAUGAAAAUGCAUGGCCUUGGUGAUGCACCUUAUUGGGUGAUUUCAUACCUAUACUUUCUGAUAAUAUGUUCACUCUAUAUCUUAUGUUUUGUGGCGUUUGGCCUUUUGGCCGGGUUAACCUUCUUCACAUUGAAUUCAGUUUCCAUCCAACUUGUUUUCUAUUUCCUCCACUUAAACUUACUGAUUUCAUCAGCAUUUCUGCUUGAGAAGUUGUUUGACAAUGUGAAGACUGUUUCUGUGGUUGGAUUCAUUUUGGUUCUUGGAAGUUGGAUCUUCUCGGUUGCUCUUUUUACGAGAUUGUUUGAAGAUGCCUCAUUUCCGAGAUCGUACCUUAUUGCCAUGGAGCUGUUUCCUGGGUUAUCACUGUAUCGUGGGCUGUAUGACUUCCAUGAAUAUUCAAAGCAGGCUUUGAAGUUAGGGACUGACGGGAUCCGGUGGCGAAGCCUAAGGGACAAAAAUAGUGGAAUGAAAGAAGUCCUUAUGAUCAUGGCAGCAGAAUGGGCUGUAUUUCUUGUCAUCUCUUAUUGUGCUAACAAAUAUACCGCAUCAGAAGGUUGUGGUCGUCUUUUCCGAAGAUCUCAAAAGACUACUUCAUCAUUUGACAAAUCUCAUUCACAACUCAAAGAACCAGGAGUUCUUGUUCAACUUGAUAAACAAGAUAUUGAUCAAGAGAUAGAAAAGGUUCAACAGUUACUAAGUGGACCAACUUCUGGCUAUCCUGUUAUCUCCGAUAAGCUCCAAAAGACAUAUCCAGCACAAGACGGGAACCCUGAGAAGCAUGCUGUCAAAAGUUUGUCUCUUGCAAUAGCUCAUGGAGAAUGCUUUGGCCUCCUUGGCCCGAACGGUGCUGGUAAAACUUCCUCCAUCAGCAUGCUGACUGGACUUACAAAGCCUAGCUCUGGCACAGCAUUUAUUGGAGGCCUAGAUUUGAGGACACAGAUGAAAGAAAUAUAUGCGAGCAUGGGUGUGUGCCCACAACAUGACCUUCUUUGGGAUACCUUGACUGGAAGAGAACAUCUGAACUUCUAUGGUAGACUUAAGAACCUCACUGGUGCUAACUUAUCACAAGCUGUCGAUGAUUCUCUCGCGAAAGUUAACUUGCUUCGAGGAGGAGAUGCUGAUAAACUUUCGAUGCAGUACAGUGGUGGAAUGAAAAGAAGAUUGAGUCUUGCAAUAUCCUUAAUAGGAGACCCAAAAGUGGUCUACCUGGAUGAACCAAGCACAGGGUUGGAUCCUGCUUCUAGGAACUUAUUGUGGGAUGCUGUGAGCCAGGCAAAACAGAAUAGAGCAAUUAUUCUAACAACCCAUUCUAUGGAGGAGGCAGAACACCUGUGUGAUCGUAUAGGAAUUUUCGUGGAUGGUAGUCUUCAAUGUUUGGGAAGUCCUGAUGAGCUAAAACAUAGAUAUGGCGGGACAUACGUUUUUACAAUGUCAACGUCGCCCAAGAAUGAAAAGGACGUGGAGGAAUUAGCAAAGAAUCUCUCCAAAAAUGCCAAAAGGACAUACCACAUUUCCGGAACCCAAAAAUUUGAGAUUCCCAAGGCUGACGUGAAGCUGUCAGAUGUGUUUCAGUAUGUAAAAGUUGCAAGGAAGAGGUUUACUGUCAAGGCUUGGGAAAUUGCUGAUACUACUAUGGAGGACGUCUUCAUCAAGGUGGCGAGAGAAAGUUCCAUGUCGACCUAG